AUGAGCCAAAUCCUCACCCCUCGGCAAGCAGAGGAGCUGCACAAGGCCAUUAUCGCGUACCUCUCAUCGAGCAACCUCCCCAAUGCCGCAAAUGCCCUCAGGGAAGAAUUGCAGAUUGGCGACUCUUUCGAUGCUGCCACCUCGAAGAAAUACGAGGGAUUGCUAGAGAAGAAAUGGACCAGUGUAGUACGGUUGCAGAAAAAGAUCAUGGAACUCGAGUCUCGAAGUGCAUCUCUUCAAUCAGAACUCGAUAAUGCGACACCAACCUCACUAUCCAGACGAAAUCAAGACCCUACCAGCUGGCUGCCACGCCUCCCCGCCCGACACACCCUACAAUCCCACCGCGAUCCGGUUACCUGUGUAGCAUUUCACCCCGUGUUCUCGUCGCUCGCCUCAGGUUCAGAAGACUACACAAUUAAGAUCUGGGACUGGGAGCUGGGCGAACUCGAGAGGACGAUCAAGGGGCAUACAAGGGCAGUUUUGGACGUCGACUUUGGAGGCCCCCGAGGCGCUACCCUGCUCGCGUCAUGCUCGAGCGAUUUGACGAUCAAGCUAUGGGACCCCUCAGACGAGUACAAGAACAUUCGGACGUUGCCCGGUCAUGACCACAGCGUCAGUGCGGUCCGAUUCAUUCCUUCGGGAGCCGCAGGUGCCACAGGAAAUCUGCUUGUGUCGGCGAGCCGCGAUAAGACAUUGCGGAUCUGGGAUGUGUCGACGGGCUACUGCGUCAAGACACUGCGAGGGCAUGCGGACUGGGUACGAGACGUCUGCCCAUCUCCGGAUGGACGCUACCUCUUGUCAGCAGGAGACGAUCAGACUGGCCGUCUCUGGGAUAUCAGCGGCUCAAAUCCCGAAAUCAAGUCAACGUUGAUCGGUCACGAGCACAAUGUGGAAUGCUGCACGCUCGCACCGCCAACGGCUUACAGUCAUUUGGCAUCAUUGGCAGGCCUAAAGAAGGCCCCCCCCGCAACGAACACAGCUGAGUUUAUGGCAACUGGCAGCCGUGACAAGGUAAUCAGGUUAUGGGACGCGCGUGGAAACUGCAUCAAGACUCUUACGGGACACGAUAACUGGGUCCGCGCGCUGGUCUUCCACCCCGGCGGCAAGUACUUGCUCAGUGUAUCCGACGACAGGACUAUGCGGUGCUGGGAUCUGGCGCAAGAGGGCAAGUGUGUCAAAGUUCUGAACGAACUUCAUAACCAUUUUGUUUCCUGUCUGCGUUGGGCUCCAGGCAUUGCACGAGAGGCGGCUACCAAUGGCGACGGUGCCAAUGGCGCCAAUGGAACACCGAGCAAAACGGCAGCGAAGCCCCAGGACGUCUCAAUACGCUGCGUCAUCGCAACAGGAAGUGUCGACAUGAACGUGCGCAUCUUCGCCAACUAA
Molecule: messenger RNA, 1383 nt
Organism: Colletotrichum godetiae
Lineage: Eukaryota; Fungi; Ascomycota; Sordariomycetes; Glomerellales; Glomerellaceae
Product: WD domain-containing protein
Exons: 3
Coding region: 1-1383 (460 amino acids)
Biological process (GO): establishment of mitotic spindle orientation; vesicle transport along microtubule; nuclear migration
Cellular component (GO): cytoplasmic microtubule; kinetochore; microtubule associated complex
Molecular function (GO): dynein complex binding; microtubule plus-end binding
Source: RefSeq, a predicted model, not a curated record